GAGCCGCAGCAAGUCUUAAGCUUAGUCUCAAGUACCCCUCUCUCUUUCUCUCUCACCCUCCAUACUCCUUGAUCUUAUAAAUGGCUACGAUCAAACAAACCGGGUUCACCAAACCACCGGUGACUCUGCCGAGCAGGGCCUACGUGACCUUCUUGGCCGGCACUGGCGACUACGUGAAAGGCGUGGUCGGCUUGGCCAAGGGAUUAAGGAAGGCCAAAUCAGUGUAUCCGUUGGUGGUUGCGUGUUUGCCGGACGUACCCGAGGAGCAUCGGGAGAUUCUGAACUCACAGGGCUGCAUAGUCCGAGUGAUCGAGCCCGUUUACCCUCCCCCAAGCCAGACCCAGUUUUCCAUGGCGUAUUACGUAAUCAACUACUCUAAGCUCCGUAUUUGGGAGUUUGUGGAGUACAGUAAGAUGAUAUACUUGGACGGCGACAUUCAAGUGUUUGAGAACAUCGACCACCUCUUUGAUCUUCCGGACGGGUUUUUCUAUGCAGUGAUGGAUUGCUUCUGCGAGAAAACAUGGAGUCACACUCCACAAUACACUGUCGGUUACUGCCAACAAUGCCCGGACAAGGUGAAGUGGCCGGCGGAGAUGGGUCUCCCACCGCCUCUCUACUUCAAUGCUGGAAUGUUCGUUUAUGAGCCCAGUCUCUCCACCUAUGAAGAUCUCUUGACCUCUGUCCAAACUACUCCUCCAACCCCCUUCGCAGAGCAGGACUUUCUGAACAUGUACUUCAGGGACAUUUACAAGCCAAUUCCAAUGGGUUACAAUCUUGUGCUUGCGAAUCUUUGGAGGCACCCGGAGAAUGUUGAGCUUGAUGAAGUGAAGGUUGUGCACUACUGUGCGGACGGAUCAAAGCCGUGGAGGUAUACUGGGAAAGAAGCGAAUAUGCAGAGAGAGGACAUUAAGAUGUUGGUCCAGAAAUGGUGGGACAUUUAUGAUGAUGAGUCUCUGGACUACAAGGAGCCGGCGGAUGGGGAACCUGAGGCGGUGAAUAUGGAGCCGUUCAUUGCUGCUCUGUCCGAGGGUGGGGCGGCUGUCGAAUAUGUGACGGCUCCAUCUGCUGCUUGAUUGACAGAGGUUUUGGUCACUCUUGAUGGAAAGAGGACGCAUGAUGACUACUAAUUGAAGCAUAAGUUGAAAUAAUACUUAGAAUAUUCUCUCUAAUAGAAUUGUCUUUGUGAAUAAAAAGACAAUUGGGUCCAUUUAGAGAAGGAACCAUAAUAAGCUUCUAUGUUUCUUUUUUUUUCUUUCUUUCUUUUGGGUUUUUUUCCCCCUUGAUAUAGUGAGGCCUAAAUAUAUAUACAUAUGUAUGUAUGUUGGUGUACGUGUGUUAAUGAAGGGUGGCAUUAUAAACGACUACUGUUCAUGCACUAAGAUGCUAUUCUAUUAUAUAUUGUAGAUUCCUCCUGUGGAGAGGUUUAAUGAAAUGAAAAUUGAUAUUA
This is a messenger RNA of Tripterygium wilfordii, 1447 nucleotides long. Its product is annotated as galactinol synthase 1-like. Gene Ontology annotation, molecular function: glycosyltransferase activity. Lineage: Eukaryota; Viridiplantae; Streptophyta; Magnoliopsida; Celastrales; Celastraceae. The coding region runs from base 81 to 1073 and encodes 330 amino acids. The transcript is spliced from 3 exons. The record is from RefSeq and is a predicted model, not a curated record.